Coregonus sp. 'balchen' is the source of this 9049-nucleotide messenger RNA. The record is from the annotation of a GenBank genome assembly. Lineage: Eukaryota; Metazoa; Chordata; Actinopteri; Salmoniformes; Salmonidae.
AUGCCAACACAAUACGGCCGACACGUUGGCUUUGUGGCUCAUAAUGUGAUCAUGCCUUGGACACAGUGGAGACAGAUCUCUCUCCCUCUGCUCUUAUCUCUUUAUCUAGCAGAGUAUGGGAGCGGAGCGAGAUUCCCAAAGGCUGGAGCGUCUGCCUUCUCGCCCGCUCCAAUUUCGCUCCAGUAGCGCUCCCUUCACAAGCUCAGGGCGUGCCCGGCCCAGCAUGCAUUUGUGCUGCUAUAGCCCCUUGCUUUAGCUACUGUCAUGAAGUUCGCUGAAUAUUUUCAUAAAGAAACGGAUAAAACACACAGGUGCUAAAUCAAGGUAACUUACGAAGAUGAGGACCAAGACCAACAGAGUGUGGUGAUGUAGUGUCCACGACUAAAUAAUCAUUGUGGAAUCUGAAAAGACACGUACCCCGAAAGCAUGAUGGUGAACUUACUACGUUCACAUGCUAAAAGAAAGGAACGAGGUGGGUAGAUAACUGUGUCAUUGUAGCAAAGUAUUUAUAAACUAAAAAUCAGAUUGUUUAAACAUUUAGUUCAUUUUCGUUCUAUUAUCUAUACAAUAGGCCAUCAUUGAUUUUGGCCCAAUAGACCUGGUAUAUUCCCACGUUCAAGGAGCUUUCCGGUUUGUUUGGGUUAUUUUGCCUUAAAACAUUUAGGCCUACCUAUAUAAAAAAAUAAAAUAAACUGCGUCUCUGCCCAGCCUGGCAAGCGUGGCCAAAAGGGUGUUUAGUAUCCCCAGUGGCUCUGCAAGCGUGGAGAGGAUGUUCUCCGCUGCACCAUCGCAUGAGCCUUAAGUCAGACUGGCCAAACUUGUGUUUCUAAAAAUGUAUCCUAAAAAUGAAUUCAAAGGCACGAAAGUCAUUUAGUUUCAUUUGUAUUUAAUUUUAAGUAAAUCACAGCCUAUACAGUGGCUUGCGAAAGUAUUCACGCCCCUUGGCAGUUUUCCUAUUUUGUUGUCUUACAACCUGGAAUUAAAAUUGCUUUUUUGGGGGUUUGUAUCAUUUGAUUUACAUAAGAUGCAAAAUAUAUUUUUUGGUGAAACAUUAGACAAAUAAGACAAAAAAACAGAACUUGAGCGGGCAUAACUAUUCACCCCCCCCAAAAUCAAUACUUUGUAGAGGCACCUUUUGCAGCAAUUACAUCUGCAAGUCUCUUGGGGUAUGUCUAUAAGCUUGGCACAUCUAGCCACUGGGAUUUUUGCCCAUUCUUCAAGGCAAAACUACUCCAGCUCCUUCGAGUCCUCUGUAACUCAGCUGGUAGAGCACAGCGCUUGAAACGCCAGGGUAGUGGGUUCGAUCCCCGGGACCACCCAUACACACAAAUGUAUGCACGCAUGACUGUAAGUCGCUUUGGAUAAAAUCGUCUGCUAAAUGGCAUAAUAAUAAUAAUAAUAAUAAUAAUAAUAAUAAUAAUAAUAAUAAUAAGUUGGAUGGGUUCCGCUGGGGUACAGCAAUCUUUAAGUCAUACCACAGAUUCUCAAUUGGAUUGAGGUCUGGGCUUUGACUAGGCCAUUCCAAGACAUUUAAAUGUUUCCCCUUAAACCACUCAAGUGUUGCUUUAGCAUUAUGCUUAGGGUCAUUGUCCUGCUGGAAGGUGAACCUCCGUCCCAGUCUCAAAUCUCUGAAAGACUGAAAGAAUUUCCCUGUAUUUAGCGCCAUCCAUCAUUCCUUCAAUUCUGACCAGUUUCCCAGUCCCUGCCGAUGAAAAACAUCCCCACAGCAUGAUGCUGCCACCACAUGCUUCACUGUGGGGAUGGUGUUCUCGGGGUGAUGAGAGACAUAGCGUUUUCCUUGAUGGCCAAAAAACUCAAUUUUUAGUCUCAUCUGACCAGAGUACCUUCUUCCAUAUGUUUGGGGAGUCUCCCACAUGGCUUUUGGCGAACACCAAACGUGUUUGCUUAUUUUGUUCUUUAAGCAAUGGCUUUUUUCUGGUCACUCUUCCGUAAAGCCCAGCUCUGUGGAGUUUACGGCUUAAAGUGGUCCUAUGGACAGAUACUCCAAUCUCUGCUGUAGAGCUUUGCAGCUCCUUCAGGGUUAUCUUUGGUCUCUUUGUUGCCUCUCUGAUUAAUGCCCUCCUUGCCUGGUCCGUGAGUUUUGGUGGGCGGCCCUCUCUUGGCAGGUUUGUUUUGAUGCCAUAUUCUUUCCAUUUUAUAAUAAUGGAUUAAUCGUGCUCAGUGGGAUGUUCAAAGUUUCCGAUAUUUUUUUAUAACCCAACCCUGAUCUGUACUUCUCCACAACUUUGUCCCUGACCUGUUUGGAGAGCUCCUUGGUCUUCAUGGUGCUGCUUGCUUGGUGGUGCCCCUUGCUUAGUGGUGUUGCAGACUCUGGGGCCUUUCAGAACAGGUGUAUAUAUACUGAGAUCAUGUGACACUUAGAUUUCACAGAGGUGGACUUUAUUUAACUAAUUAUGUGACUUCUGAAGGUAAUUGGUUGCACCAGAUCUUAUUUAGGGGCUUCAUAGCAAAGGGGGUGAAAACAUAUGCACGCACCACUUUUCCGUUAUUAAUUUUGUAUAAUUUUUUUAAACAAGUAAAAAAAAAUGUUUUAUCACCAAUUUGGACUAUUUUGUGUAUGUCCAUUACAUGAAAUCCCAAAAAAAAUCCAUUUAAAUUACAGGUUGGAAUGCAACAAAAUAGGAUAAACGCCAAGGGAUGAUGAAUAGUUUUGCAAGGCACCGUAUGCACAAUUUAUAGACCUAUAAUGAUUUAAUAGAACAAAAUGUUGUGUAGGUGCUGAGCGCUAAAUGUCCCUACCAGCCAAGUGUGUCGCACUCGCUAAUGCUCCACAAUAUAUUUAUUUGUAGCCUUGAAAUAAUUGAAAUAACAACACAGCCUAAAUAAUUAAUUAAGGCUCCCUGUCUGGCUCCUGACCCAUUUAGAGUGUUUAUAUGCUGUUUUAAUAUGACGUGUAUCCUAUUUGAAACGAUGAGCGCUUCUUACAGUCACCUUUUCAUGUUUAUUCAAAUACUUUCCAUUCAAAUACAUAGGGUUUGGUUUCAAUACUUCAAAACCAAAUGAGCGAAUUUGGAGCGGCAUUUUUUUUUGGGGGGGGGGGAUUUCCAACCGCUCAACUCCGCUCAUGCUCUAUCUAGCUCCUCUCUCUCUCUCUGUCUCUCUCUGUCUCUGUCUCUCUCUGUCUCUGUCUCUCUGUCUCUCUCUCUGUCUGUCUCUCUGUCUGUCUCUCUCUCUCUCUCUCUCUCUCUCUCUCUCUCUCUCUCUCUCUCUCUCUCUCUCUCUCUCUCUCUCUGUCUCUCGCUCUCUUUUUUCUCCCCCCUGCCAGUGUAUUAAAGCCCAUUGGCCUGGUUUGAGGGGAUUAGCUUAUCGUGACAAUGUUAUCAGCAGCAGCAGCCCUGCCUUAUAGGAGGUUGGUUGGUACAGAGAGAAUAUUAGAUAAACAGCCCCACACCACAGAUAACUACCAGCACAACACGGUCCUCUAUAUGGGACUCAGUCUCCUCUAGUGUUAAGUUUCUCACUGCUCCAGAUAGAAGUUCCACUAAGGCACAGAUCUAGGAUCAGUUUAAUCCUUAAAUCCUAAUCUUAGACAUUAGAGGGAAGUCUCGAAACUGACCUGAGAUCAGCGUCUAGGAGGUAACUUCAUCCUACUCCCCUUCUGUGGUCCUCUGUAGCUCAGCUGGUAGAGCACGGCGCUUGUAACGCCAAGGUAGUGGGUUCGAUCCCCGGGACCACCCAUACACACACCAAAAAAAAAAAUGUAUGCACGCAUGACUGUAAGUCGCUUUGGAUAAAAGCGUCUGCUAAAUGGCAUAUUAUUGUUAUUAUUAUAACACAGGCCUGAUAGGAACGCUUGUCAUAAUGGGUGUCUGUGGCCACAGAAGUGACAGGACCCUGCUGCACCCGGGGGGCUUUGUGUCUGCGUACUAUGCCACCGCUUAUAACUAGAAGCUAAGUAUAACUAUAAGAAAUGUAUAGAGGGCUCCAUCUUAUAUAGAGGGCUCCAGCUUUGCAUUUGGUUUUGCUAACUUGCUCGCUAAGUGGCUAGAUGUCAAAAUCAAGCUUCUUGGUGACAGCCUGAGCACCAGUCUCCUUUAGCUAGGAUUCCUUGUCAUUGGCAGAGAGACUGGCCCUUUUCUGCCAUUUUCAAAUAUGAACAUUCUAUCAUUAAUGAGCUCAAGGAGAACAGAGGAGUUGAUCCUGAUUCGAUAACCCUCACAGCCGUCCUCCAAUCACAGCGAUUGUCCAAAUAUUGGAACUCUUAUCACUUUUUUUCUUCUCCACAGAACACCUUGGUAUCCGGUUGCUAAGUAACCAUUUUUUUUGUUUGUCCAAACUAAACCAGUCUGUCAAAAGUUGCUAGUUCACGUCUAAAUUCUCAAACUAAAUGCAUUUCUAAAUACAAUUCUAAGCCUCAAAAUACAACAGCUUGCCUAGCUAACAGCUGAAUGUUUGUUUUGGACUUUGUUAUCAUUCUGAUUCUAUUUUCCAGGCUGCACAUGUUGUCAUGGAAAAUAUUCAUGUUAUUUCCAGCAACCAAUGAGCAACUCCACCAUAAUUCCAGCUGCAUAUUGAAUGUUGAGAUUGACGAAAGGCCAGUCUCUUUGACAAUGACAUGGAGUGGCAAGCAGUGGAAUGUUAGCUAAAAAGACUGGGUCCCAGCCUAGAGACAUUCAAGCCUCACCUGGAUCAAGGUCCCUGAACCCCUAAACUGUUUCUGUGAAAUAGCGCCCCUUGUGUGCACUUCCGGUAAUAGCGCAUACUUCGGUAUGGUACAGAAACGGUAUGAAGAUUUGGAUACCGCCCAACCCUAAUAUGAAUACAUUAGCAUAAAGGGGUGGAACAGGGCAGCAACCACCUGCUCUGUCUACCCUACCUGUCCUCACCUGCUCUGUCUACCCUACCUGUCCUCACCUGCUCUGUCUACCCUACCUGUACUCACCUGCUCUGUCUACCGUACCUGUCCUCACCUGCUCUGUCUACCCUACCUGUCCUCACCUGCACCCACCUGUCCUCACCUGCUCUGUCUACCCUACCUGUCCUCACCUGCUCGGUCUAACCCUACCUGUCCUCACCUGCUCUGUCUACCCUACCUGUCCUCACCUGCUCUGUCUACCCUACCUGUCCUCACCUGCUCUGUCUACCCUACCUGUCCUCACCUGCUCUGUCUACCCUACCUGUCCUCACCUGCUCUGUCUACCCUACCUGUCCUCACCUGCUCUGUCUAACCCUACCUGUCCUCACCUGCUCUGUCUACCCUACCUGUCCUCACCUGCUCUGUCUACCCUACCUGUCCUCACCUGCUCUGUCUACCCUACCUGUCCUCACCUGCUCUGUCUACCCUACCUGUCCUCACCUGCUCUGUCUACCCCUACCUGUCCUCCACCUGCUCUGUCUACCUACCUGUCCUGACCUGCUCUGUCUACCCUACCUGUCCUCGACCUGCUCUGUCUACCCUACCUGUCCUCACCUGAUCUGUCUACCCUACCUGUCCUCACCUGCUCUGUCUACCUACCUGUCCUCACCUGCUUGUCUACCCUACCUGUCCCUAACUGCUCUGUUACCCUACUGACCUGCUCUGUCUACCUACCUGUCCUCACCUGCUCUGUCUACCCUACCUUCCUGACCUGCUCUGUCUACCCUACGUCUGUCACCUGCUCUGUCUACCCAUACCUGACCUGCUCUGUCUACACCAGUCCUCACCUUCCCUGUCUACCCUACCUGUCCUCACCUCUCUGUCUACCCUACCUGUCCUCACUGCUCUGUCUACCCUACCUGUCCUCACUUGCUCUGUCUACCCUACCUGUCCUCACCUGCUCUGUCUACCCUACUGUCCUCACCUGCUCUGUCUACCCUACCUGUCCUGACCUGCUCUGUCUACCCUACCUGUCCUCACCUGCUCUGUCUACCCUACCUGUCCUCACCUGCUCUGUCUACCCUACCUGUCCUCACCUGCUCUGUCUACCCUACCUGUCCUGACCUGCUCUGUCUACCCUACCUGUCCUCACCUGCUCUGUCUACCCUACCUGUCCUGACCUGCUCUGUCUACCCUACCUGUCCUCACCUGCUCUGUCUACCCUACCUGUCCUCACCUGCUCUGUCUACCCUACCUGUCCUCACUUGCUCUGUCUACCCUACCUGUCCUCACCUGCUCUGUCUACCCUACCUGUCCUCACCUGCUCUGUCUACCCUACCUGUCCUGACCUGCUCUGUCUACCCUACCUGUCCUGACCUGCUCUGUCUACCCUACCUGUCCUCACCUGCUCUGUCUACCCUACCUGUCCUCACCUGCUCUGUCUACCCUACCUGUCCUCACCUGCUCUGUCUACCCUACCUGUCCUCACCUGCUCUGUCUACCCUACCUGUCCUCACCUGCUCUGUCUACCCUACCUGUACUCACCUGCUCUGUCUAGACUGCCUCAGUAAUUACUGUUGUCACGUUCUGUUGCAUAAUUAAAAACACAUUUCCUGCAAUUCUACACAUUUGCCAUGGAGUUGAGAGAAAAUUUUGAAGUUUUAAAGCUAAUUUCCUGCAAUUCUAUGCAUUUUGCCAUGGCUAAUUCUGUGUUCUUUUUCAAUACUGCUAAAUUCCUUGUUUUUGGAAUUUUCAAUUCUCACUAAAUGUCUAGCUUUUAUUUUGGUGAUUGUUAGUUUUCAAAGAUUAUAUGAUAAAAAAAUAUAUAGGUCCAUUAUCUUUCUACAUACUUUAUAUCUGGUUUUAGUCGGUUAAGUUUACACUGAAAGCGUUUUUCCAUCCCAAAAAUGAAUAAUAAAAAGUCCAAGGAUUUCAAUGUCAGAAAAAUCCCUGACUGAAUGCACCCUUUGUACGUACAGCAGCGCUGUAGAGGCCUCUCCUCUCCUCUCCUCUCCUCUCCUCUCCUCUCCUCUCCUCUCCUCCUCUCCUCUCCUCUCCUCUCCUCUCCUCUCCUCUCCUCUCUCCCCAUCACCACCCCGUCCCUACUGCCAAUGUGCAAAAAAUUCAAAAAACCUUUUUUCGCUUUGUCAUUAUGGGGUAUUGUGUGUCGAUCGAUGAGGAUUCUUAUUUAUUUAAUCAAUUUUAGAAUAAGGCUGUAACGUAACAAAAUGUGGAAAAAGUCAAGGGUUCUGAAUAAUUUCCGAAUACACUGCAUAUAGUAGAUGGAUCUCUCUUUAACAAGGAAAAUUGAUUAGGAAUGUGUCUAAUCACGUUGUUGGUUUUCCAUUUCAGGUAAUGUUCAUGGGAGAGAAUAUACCUGUCCAUCCUCACGUUUAUAGCAACGGUCACAUCUGUCUUUCAAUACUAACAGAAGACUGGUCACCAGCCCUGUCAGUGCAAUCAGUCUGUCUCAGCAUUAUCAGCAUGCUGUCCAGCUGCAAAGAAAAGGUAAGUGGGCAACAGCCUUUCCCUUUGGGAACGCCAAAUCAUAUAAUAUUAUAAAAGCCUGGUAUAAUGUUACUGUUACAGGGGUUAGUUCAUUAUACACUGAACAAAAAUAUAAACGCAACAUGGUAAAGUGUUGGUCCCACGUUAAAAUGAGAUGAAAAAAUAUCCCAGAAAUGUUCCAUAUGCACAAAAAGCUUAUUUCUCUCAAAUGUUGUGCACAAAUUUGUUUGCAUCCCUGUUAGUGAGCAUUUCUCCUUUGCCAAGAUAAUCCAUCCACCUGACAGGUGUAGCAUAUCAAGAAGCUGAUUAUUACACAGGUGCACCUUGUGCUGGUAACAAUAAAGGCCACUCUAAAAUGUGCAGUUUUGUCACACAACACAAUGCCACAGAUGUCUUAAGUUUGAGGGAAGCGUGCAAUUGGCAUGCUUACCGCAGGAAUGUCCACCAGAGCUGUUGCUAGAGAAUUACAUUUUAAUUUCUCUACCAUAAGCCGCCUCCAACAUCGUUUUAGAGAAUUUGGCAGGACGUCCAACCGGCCUCAUAACCGCAGACCUGAUGUCUACGUUGUGAACAGAGUGCCCCAUGGUGGCGGUGGGGUUAUGGUAUGGGCAGGCAUAAGCUACGGACAACGAACACAAUUGCAUUUUAUUGAUGGCAAUUUGAAUGCACAGAGAUACCGUAACGAGAUCCUGAGGCCCGUUGUGGUGCCAUUCAUCCACUGCCAUCACCUCAUGUUUCAGCAUGAUAAUGCACAGCCUCAUGUCGCAGGGAUCUGUAUACAAUUCCUGGAAGCUAAAAAUGUCACAAUUCUUCCAUGGGCUGCAUACUCACCAGACAUGUCACCCAUUGAGCAUUUUUUGGGAUGCUCUGGAUCGACGUGUACGACGGCGUGUUCCAGUUCCCGCCAAUAUCCAGCAACUUCGGACAGCCAUUGAAGAGGAGUGGGACAACGUUCCACAGGCCACAAUCAACAGCCUCAUCAACUCUAUGUGAAGGAGAUGUGUCGAGCUGCAUGAGGCAAAUGGUGGUCACACCAGAUACUGACUGGUUUUCUGAUCCACGCACUUUUUUAUUUUUUUAUUUUUUUAAGGGUAUCUGUGACCAACGGAUGCAUAUCUGUAUUCCCAGUCAUGUGAAAUCCAUAGAUUAGGGCCUAAUUAAUUUAUUUCAAUUGGCUGAUUUCCUUAUGAACUGUAACUCAGUCAAAUGUUGAAAUUGUUGCAUGUUGCGUUUUAUUGUUGUUCAGUGUACAUCAUUUUAAGCAUGCCCCAUUGACACAGCACUCUAUAGGACAGAAGGGAUGUCACGGUCACUCCAUGGGAGGGCCCAGUGUCGGCUGCUUUAAGGUCUGUCCUUUCAAUCUGUGGACUAUUAACACCUUUAGAACCAGGUGAGGGGAGGUCCUUAACUAAUCAAUGACCUUUAAUUCAUCAAUCAUGUACAAGGGAGGAGCAAAAACCCGGCAGACACACACGGCCCUCUGGAAUGAGUUUGACGCGUGAAGUAGAGGGAUGAUUUAGUAAAGGCUGAAUCAGAAUAAAGACGUCUCUGCACUAUUUGAACCUCAAUCUAAAUGUCCACGCUGGAGUUUCCAGCGUCUUAGAGGCCAACUUCACGCUUGCUCUGAAUGACGUUGUCCUCUGCAUGCCAUGUUUAUGCCAGCACUUCUCUGAUGAUGAUGAUGAUGAUGAUGAUGAUUGUCUCUCUGCAGAGACGGCCCCCUGA